AUCAGAAGUCAUGUGAUCUUUCAGCAGCGCGGGGUAAAGGUGGAUGUACUGUAGUACCAGUGCAUUACGGUGGAUUACAGAAAGUUUUGAGAAAAUCUGAAGUUCCUGCCGGAGUCUAACAGUGUCUGAUAGAUCCCCCUUUUGUUCAGUACUGAUUUGGGACUGUAAGAAGUCGCAGCGAGAGACAAUCGAAAUGUCUUUAAGCCGAAAGAAUUGGUCAGCUCUUUCCAGGUAAGUUUCUGACACGCCAGUGGACUGUGGAGGAUGAGGAAGAGAUUGAGCGUGAGCGACGGAGAAGAAACCGAAGCUGCACUUCUGUGUCAGAGUCACCUGAUGCCACCCCAGAAGACACAGCCCUGAGACCAAGCAGUUCUGAGGACAACCCUGAACCAGAAGAUCUUCAGGCCCACCUGGAGUUUUUAGAGAUGCUAAAGGCACGAGAUGAGAAGAGGAAGAGGAGACACGUGGAGACACUGAGGCAGCAACGAGAGGAGGAGGGGCAGGAAGCUGAGUUCAAGGCAGAAGAUGACAGUCUUGAAGGAAGACGAGAGCCCAAGGCUGAGACACCAAGGAGCCCCAACAGCAAAGAUAAUAAUGACCUGAGGAGCAACUCUGUGUCAGUCAAAAAGAAUGUAAGUGAAAAUACCGAAUUCCUGUAUAACAAAGAAACAGAGAAAAAGACUCCAACUAAGUCACCCCGGAUGUUUGUCAGCUCUCUCUCCAUUUCUUUUGAUAAGAGUCCAAGUUCCCCCACUGGGAGGGGAAAUGUAUUCUCUCCGAUGAGUCCUACCAGCCCUUCUGUACAAAACAUUGCUGAAAAAGAGCUAAUACACAGCCCAAGACGUUUCUGGGAAAUCAGAGAGAAUGGAGACAACAAGGUUCUGAAUAGCAGAGAGGUCGGAUAUGAGUUAGGUUCUGAAGAUGUUAGAAGGAAGUCCAAGGGCCCUGAGGAGACUGCUUUCAUGAGACAUCAUCCCAGAGCAGCUUCCUUCAGGGUCAUAAGUAAGACAAAAGAGUCUGUUCCUAUAAUAAGAAGUGCUAGUGUCAGAUUAACCUCAAGGAGCAGAGAGGAAAGACUCAGCAAGGCACCCAAUCAUGAAGAGGAUAAACCUUCUCCAUUUCAAAGAAACUCGCGGCAAAGAAUCUCAUCUCGCACAAUCGAGGAGAAGCUGGAGAAGCUAGCUUUGGCUGCACAGAAAUCAGAGACCAUUAAGUCCCCCAGUGCAACUCAGAAAGACUUCUUCUUGCUGGUACAUGAAGUUGCAAGGAAAAGAGGAGUGUUUGAAAAGGAUGGAGCUACUGUGGAAGGCAGUUCUAGCAAUUCAAAACAGAAACAUCUCAGUUUCUCAACUGGAAUAUCAGAACGAAUUAAUCGCUGGGUCUCCAGGGCACAGAAAUCUGAGCUUUCAGAUUUGAGGAACGUGGACAUCUCCAGUAAAUGGCAUACCUGGGAAAACAGAGCUGAGGAGCUGCCUCCUAAACCUUCAAAAUAAGACAAAACCAAACAGUAGGAAUGUCGCCUCUUACCAGCUUAAUGAUUUUUUUACAGGAAGCCUGAAGAAAAAGAAAACACUCAUACAGUACAUGCAGUCUCUAAACAAAUGUUUGUGUAGGUAAUGCUUAAUAAGAUUUUAAUAUGUGAUCAAUUUAUUGAUCAGUAGUAAAAAAGAAAAGUUGUAAUGCAACUGAUUGUGUAAAUUCUGUUAGGUCAAAUUAACAAUUCAGAAAAUGACAUAUUGCAUUCUAUAUUUCUAUAUUUCUGAGUAUCAAAUGUACUAUUAUUGCAGAAUAAUUAAAACUAGACACCUUUACAAUUUAGAAUCACCAGAACUUUCAAAAGUACCUACUGUUAGCUUUUUUCCUCCCAAAAUGGAAAACAUCAUAUAUUUACAACUGUGUAAAUGUCAUUUUAAAAAUAAAAGUCAUUUUUCUUCA
This is a messenger RNA of Lepisosteus oculatus (spotted gar), 1935 nucleotides long. It is a transcript of the gene lad1, whose product is annotated as ladinin. The record is from RefSeq and is a predicted model, not a curated record. Lineage: Eukaryota; Metazoa; Chordata; Actinopteri; Semionotiformes; Lepisosteidae. Gene Ontology annotation, molecular function: structural molecule activity.